AUGCAAGGCACUACCUGCACUUCGUGUCGGGCCAUUUCUCGCACUCGAUUUCAUCUUCGUUUAUUCUUUCUCAAAGACAGCCGGCGAAGACUUCACAGUAGUUCUUCAAGACUGAAUCAUACUCCCUUGCAACCUCAGUCUUGGUACUGGGAAACGGAACCUCCAUCAAAAGAGAACUUGGCUGCCGCUGAAAACUUCUUCAGAGGCCACCGCCCCUUUCGAGAAUGGACUGGCACCGGAUGGCGCAGGCAUAAAGCCUCCACCCCCGGAGCCCUUUUACUCCCCGAAAUCAUCGUCCUUGGUCGUUCCAAUGUCGGCAAAUCUUCUCUACUCAACCGAGUCACAUACUCCGUCGAGUUGAACCGUGUCAGUCAAACUCCUGGUGCAACGAAGACCAUGUGGGCUUGGUCUUUGGCCGCGAAAAAUGAAGAUACCGGGGGUGCAAUACGAGGAUGGGGCGGCGACUGUUCGUCCAAACUGACACUUGUCGAUCUGCCAGGCUAUGGUUAUGGCAGUGACGCUGAAUGGGGAACAGAGAUUGUCACCUAUAUGAAGAAUCGCAAAGAAUUGCGCAGGGCUUAUGUCGUGGUGGACGCUCUACAAGGCAUCACUCAACACGAUCGCAAGAUUCUUGAAGUCCUACGAAGUCUGACAAUUCCAUACCAAUUGAUCGUCAGUAAAUGCGACAAAUCAGGCUGGCAGGGUUCACAAACAGCCAUCGAGUCUGCGCUUCGACCCAUCCGUGAGGAAGCCGAGUUAGGGAGCAAUUCACACGCAGGCCUCGGCGAGCUUCUUCUCGUAGGAGGCCUGAAUUCCCCUUCUUUAGUACAGCCUUAUGGAAUCCAAAAUGUCCAAUGGUCCUUUCUGAGGGCCACUGGUCUGGAUAAAUAUGCUAUGUCUCAUGCAGCGGCUAGCUCUGACUACGCCAAACAAGCCGAAUCUUUCACACCGUACUUGCAGCAGAACUCUCCGACUCCGUCUCAACCUCUAACAGCCCGGUUGCCACAGGGCUUGUCGGCUCCGGCUGCUGCUCCUCGCCCUCCAAAAACCGAACUCAGUCUACAAGACUUUCUUGCCGAACUUCUCAAUGUCAAGCCUGACUCCUCGGCACCAUCUCAACGGGGCACCAAUCCGCCGUCGAGUCGUGUGCUCUGGAAACCAUCCGCUUCCGCCUAUUCCGAGACCCAGAAUCCAGUAGAUCGAAAGCUCAUGGACUUAAUUGCAGCCAGCCGAUCCACAGCCAAACAGGCUAGUCCCGAACUUAUCAGACCAGGCCCAAGCAUCCCUUCCUCUCGCAUGUCAUCCACUAGACUUAAGAACACACCUAUUCGACAAGUUCCAUCAGUCCAUGCACUUGCUCGACAAGAAAAUCGUCGCGAGGUACAAGGUGUAAUGAGAUCCACACCAGCGCUGCCUCCAAGACCAGUCACGGCCUCUACUUCAGUAAUUCCCCAUGGCAAGGGCGUGAGCCAUGGUAUCGACGCUUUCGAAUCCAUGUUUGCCGCCGAACAAGGCAAAGCGAACAACAUGUCGAAUUCGUCCCAGCCUAAAUCUAAGUCUAAAUCCAAAAACAAAUCCAAGUCAAAGUCUAAAUCAUCCGACUUUGACGACCCUCCUGCUCCAGAGGUUUCCAUGGGCAAAGGCGUGGUUCGGGGGAUGGACGCAUUUGAGUCCAUGUUCGGUGGGGCGUCAUCAAACGGCGGUGGCAGCAAGAAGCAGAAAAAACGGCAGUGA
This is a messenger RNA of Exophiala bonariae, 1734 nucleotides long. RefSeq lists its product as uncharacterized. Bases 1 to 1734 code for a protein of 577 amino acids. Gene Ontology annotation, cellular component: mitochondrion. The transcript has a single exon. The record is from RefSeq and is a predicted model, not a curated record. NCBI's taxonomy places the organism in Eukaryota, Fungi, Ascomycota, Eurotiomycetes, Chaetothyriales, Herpotrichiellaceae. Gene Ontology annotation, molecular function: GTP binding.